Molecule: messenger RNA, 2033 nt
Organism: Engraulis encrasicolus (European anchovy)
Lineage: Eukaryota; Metazoa; Chordata; Actinopteri; Clupeiformes; Engraulidae
Gene: ch25hl2
Product: cholesterol 25-hydroxylase like 2
Exons: 3
Coding region: 116-1066 (316 amino acids)
Biological process (GO): cholesterol metabolic process; sterol biosynthetic process
Cellular component (GO): endoplasmic reticulum membrane
Molecular function (GO): iron ion binding; steroid hydroxylase activity; C-4 methylsterol oxidase activity
Source: RefSeq, a predicted model, not a curated record
CUCUUUUAACAUCAGUCUCUUGAGGCAAUAACUGACAGUUGGCAGUUCUCGCUCGGCACUGCAGUCAGUCAGUCACUUGCAGUAUUGCCUAUUGGGCACCAGGAUCACCACCACCAUGCAAGGGCUAUUUCCACUAGACAUGACCAAUGUCAUGCAAGGGCUGUAUCUACCAGACAUGACCAACGUGACCCUGCGUCUGCCUCUGCCUCUGCCUCUGCAUCUGCCCGAGGACUCUCUGCUGCAGCCGGUGUGGGACUACGUCCUCCGGCACCACCAGGCUACCAUCCGCUCGCCCCUCUUCCCCGUCUUCCUCUCCGUCUCCACCUACCUCUUCCUGGUGUCGGCGUACACCACCCUGGACCUGCUGGCUCCGCACUGGGCCUGGCUGAACCGGCGCCGCCUGCACCCGGACCGUCAUCUGGCCUGGAGCAGCGUCUGGCGGACCCUGGGCCUCACCACCUACAACCACAUGGUCUUUAUCUUCCCGGCGGCGGUGGGCCAGUGGCUGUGGAGGCCCCCGGUCCCCUUACCCGACGAGGCCCCCACGCUGCUGGGCUUCCUGGCGGGCGUGCUGGGCUGCAUGGUCAUCUUCGACUUCCAGUAUUACUUCUGGCACAUGCUGCAUCACCGCGUGGGCUGGCUCUACCGCACCUUCCACGCCGUACACCACCAGUACCAGGAGCCAUUCAGCCUCGUCACACAGUACCUGUCCGGCUGGGAGCUGUUCAGCGUGGGCUUCUGGACCACGGCCAACCCCAUCAUCCUGCAGUGCCACUGCCUGACCACCUGGGCCUUCAUGGUCUUCAACAUCUGGGUGUCCACCGAGGACCACUGCGGCUACGACUUCCCCUGGGCCAUGCACAACCUGGUGCCGUUCGGGCUGUGGGGCGGCUUACCGAAGCACGAUGCCCACCACCAGAGGCCCAGCACCAACUACGCCCCCUUCUUCUCCCACUGGGACUGGCUGGGGGGCACGGCGUACGACCCCCCCUCCUCUCUCGUUGUCGGGUCACUCAAGAACAACAAGAACAACAAGAGCAGGAUGAGCAAGAACAAGGGAACUUAAAAGUACACUGUUUAAGAUUUUUAGUUGUUUAUUUCCAGAAUUCAUGCUACCCAUUCACUAAUGUUACCUUUUUCGUGAAUACUUACCACCACCAUCAAAUUCUAAGUAUUCAUUGGAAAAAUUGCACUUUUCAUACGUGAAAAGGGGGAUCUUCUCCACGGUCCGCCAUUUUGAAUUUCCAGAAAUUGACAUUUUUGGCUGCAAAAAUGACUGUACUUGGGCCAUACUAGAAAAUAUUAGUUUAUUACUUUGUAAACUUUCAUGAAAAGAGCAAAUUUGGCAAUAGGCAGCCCAGUUUCAAUGAGCAGCAUAGUUGCAGUACCUUUUUUGACCAUUUCCUGUACUGUGUAAUAUCUUUAUUAGUAGUUUAUUUCCAGAAUUCAUGCUGCUCAUUCACAAAUGUUACCUUUUUGACAAAUACUUACGAACACCAUCUAAUUCAAAGUGUUCAUUAUGACUUGGAAAAUUGCCCUGGCCACCAUCCUACACAGUGCACCUUCAAGAGCAAAGGAACUUGAGCGGAAUUUAAGUGUCCCCUUUUUUCCUCACCAUAGCCUACAUUACUGCAGUAUUUCUCUUUUAGAUAUGUCAGGCGUUUGAUGGAUGAUUUUACUUUGUUUUAAGCGUUUGGGGUACACAGAUAAAUUUCCUUACAAAUAUAGUCAGAGAGACUGGAGAAGACUCUAGCAUCUCUGAUGUAGUCUUCAGACUAGAUUUCCUGACUGACUUGGCAUCUAGUUGUUCUGCAGAUCAGUUUCAGACCAGUUCAUAUCAACUGUGUAUUUGCUUGGCUGAUCUUUAGUAUUACAAAAUAUUUUUUCUCGAUAAUAUAAAGACAUACACUGUAUGUGUCUAAAUGGUUUGUCAUAAAGCACAGUUUAUUAACAAAUCGUUAUUGCAUUUCUAUAGACAAAUGAAAAUGGAUGCAUUUUAUUGGAUGAAUAAAAUGAUUUAUCUCAACUCAAAU